UAAAGUGUAGAAUAUGUGUCACUUAUACUUCUUGUUUUUCUGCAUGUGUCGACUAUUUAUAGCUGCUCUCAGUUCAGAAAAUAACUUCCAUAUAUCGGCAAAGUUCAAGAGUGGAGAUCUAGUGUUGACUCCUACCGGUUCCUCAAGACUUCCAAUUUAUGUAAUGAUAAGACCUUUACAAAAUAAGUGGGUGUUGUUUAGUGGAAAACAGUUCAUUAUAGAGGGCAUUCUACAGUACAAAUAUCCUACCAUCCGAGUCCUGGAGUACAAGGAAAACCGUACACAACUCUUUUACAACAUCCAAGUACACGUAAUGGAAUCAAAUGAAGGUGACACAAAGAAUGUAUCUUGGACUAAUAAUGCGUUUCCUCUGAGUGAAAUGUAUGAAAUAAUCCACACAUACGACGGUUUACAAAGGCCAAUCCUUCGUGCAAAUGAGGAUGAUAUACCAAUAUAUGAUCCUUCGAAAUACGCCUACCCCAGUUCAACAUUUUACUUUGGAAACAUAAGUUUUCAGAUUAGGAACAUAACAACAGGGGAUGCUGGAUACUAUUCCGGAUGUACCGUGAAAAAUGAGACCGGAUGUACUGUGAAAAAUGAGACCGGAUGUACUGUGAAAAAUAAGUCCUGGUGUGGAGGAGGCGUUGUACUUGUGGUAAAAGGAAAUCCAACUAAACCAGUGAUAACAGGAAAUCUGACUCUCAAAACAGGAGAAAACGCAUCAGUGACCUGCUAUAGUAAUUCCACUUCAGUUCCAUCCUAUUAUAAAGAGUUCCCUCCCUUGUCAUACAUAUGGUACAUCAACAACACAUUGGUAGGAAAAACUAGGGAAAAUACGUACAGAUUUCCCAUAGCGAAGGGCGAUAAACACAGCUAUGUUUCAUGUCAAGCAAAGGAAACCCUCAUAUCUGAGAAAAGUAAACGGCUGCAAAUCAUACCACUCUACGGUCCGGAUCUAGAAGACAUGAAGAUUUCACCAUUGAUCAGUGACAACAUAACUAUACGUGACGGUGACAUCUUUGGUCCGUAUGUCUGCUCAGUGGACUGUAAUCCACCAUGCAGUAUUCAAUGGAAAUACAUGGAACCAUCCGGAAAGUUUGUUAAUGCCACAACCAAAGGACAAACAUCAAAGCUAUUUCCGGAACAACGAGUGCACAGAAACAAACAUGGACUGUUCCAGUGUGUUGCACAAGGUUCAGAUUGCAAACUGGAAACAAUUACAAUAAAUUUAGAUAUUCAAUAUUUGUCUACACCGAAGGUAUUUAUAAAUGGAUUAGCUGCUUCAAAUGUGUCAAACAUACCGGAAAAUGAACCCCUGCAAUUGUCAUGUCUUGUGGAGGGAAAUCCCGUCCCAGCCGUGACCAUCAGCAGGGACAGAGCAAACAACGUCCUCGUGAACAGUGUUGGUUACUGGUCAAAUUAUACAUCUAUUGAAAAAGCCCAGUGUGCCGAUACAGACACCUACAGGUGUGAAGGGACGUCAAAAGAAAUCCAAAGCAAAUCUACAACAUUUACUAUCAAUAUUGUUUGUAAACCUCGGUUUGACAAACGUUUAGAGUUCAAAUCAACAUACCAAGUAGAACAUCUACCUACAGUAAUAACUGUCGAUGUUCCUGUUAUCUCCUAUCCUAAACCGAUUUCUGUCAAAUGGCUCGGGUCGGUUCCUACGGAGGCUUUCUUUACCACGAUAUCUAGAGGAAAUGAUUUUUUUCAUCAUUGGCUAUACAGCACAAUCCCUAUUUAUAAUGGCAGCUUUCUUGGAAACUAUACUCUCUAUGGCGAUGACAUCGAAUUAGCAAGCAUUAGGAUAAUAGAAGUAAAAUCAAGCUCUCCAGAGUCUGUAUUGAUACCACAGGAGGUGUGGAUUUCUUUAAUUGGUACCUUCGCUUUCUUAUCCACAUUGAUGACCGUAGUUAUUAUCAUACAGAAAUCCCCAUUCAGAAGACAAACUACCCAGCCACAAGUAAGUCCAGAGACGGUUAACACAGAGAAUCAAGCUACUUAUGAUGUAACAACAGAACCACGUGAAAGACAAGAAAUUAAUGGUGAAUACGAAACUUUGCCUAUUGGAGAAAAGGGGAAAACCAGAAUGACCAACUUUGGCCAGUUCAUGAUGGACUGUAGUGAUGACAACAAAGAUCAAGGAAAUCCCUAUGAAAACCUCCAGUCGACAAGGAAAUCCCUAUGAAAAUCUCCAGCUGACAAGGAUCUCCCUAUGAAAAUCCAAAGUCAACAGCGUUGAGAAAAAAUAUUACAUUUUCACAAAAUAAUAAAUUCAGAAAAAUGCCGCUUAUUUUUUUUAAA
Saccostrea echinata is the source of this 2304-nucleotide messenger RNA. RefSeq lists its product as uncharacterized. Bases 14 to 2188 code for a protein of 724 amino acids. The record is from RefSeq and is a predicted model, not a curated record. The transcript has 9 exons. Lineage: Eukaryota; Metazoa; Mollusca; Bivalvia; Ostreida; Ostreidae.